Pyrenophora tritici-repentis Pt-1C-BFP is the source of this 918-nucleotide messenger RNA. RefSeq names its product tyrosine protein phosphatase 4. The record is from RefSeq and is a predicted model, not a curated record. Gene Ontology annotation, biological process: negative regulation of SCF-dependent proteasomal ubiquitin-dependent catabolic process; protein dephosphorylation; regulation of ERK1 and ERK2 cascade. Gene Ontology annotation, molecular function: F-box domain binding; protein tyrosine/serine/threonine phosphatase activity. Lineage: Eukaryota; Fungi; Ascomycota; Dothideomycetes; Pleosporales; Pleosporaceae. Gene Ontology annotation, cellular component: cytoplasm; nucleoplasm.
AUGACUAUGGCGGCCCGUCGUGAGGAGUCAGCCAUGUCCAGCUUACCCAGUGGGCAUAUGCGCACCCAGCACGAGUAUAGUUAUCGUCUGCCCACGCCCCCUCGGAUCAUCGUUCCCCCGCCCACACUUGCGACUGAUAUGCCAUGCCUGUCGCUACGUAUCGGCUCUGGGGAGGUCGACAUGAGCUUCCUAAACGAACUAGACCUCGAAGGUACCGUACAGUCAAACACGAUUAUGGAAUGGGCAUACGAACGGCGGAGGAACGCACAGAUGAUCCUUCCCUGGCUUUAUUUGGGGCCCAUGGUGGCAGCCAAGGACAAGGCGUUCCUCGAGCGCGAGGGAAUCACCAUGGUGCUGGCUAUUCGCGCACAGCCAAACAGCAUGAUGGGAGCCCUACAAGCGGCUCGCGAAGUCUGUCUGGAGGUGCGCAGCAUCGAGGCCUACAAUUUCUACAAUCUCGCGCCCAAAUUCGCCGAAGCAGCGAACAUUAUCAGUACACACGUCGCGCGUGUCAGACAACAUAACCUAGAAACUACCGGCCAAGCCACGUUCGGCAAGGUCCUAGUCUUUUGCGAGUCUGGCAAUGAGAAGUCAGCCGCAGUGGUAGCAGCGUACCUUAUGCAGACGCUCAAAAAUAUCGACCAUGUCAAAGCUAUGCAGGUCGUCCAAGCGCAGCGGUUUUGUGUCAACUUCGAUGAUGUUCUGAAAAAUAUCCUCCGCUCUUUUUGGGACAUUGUCGAAGCGCGGCGCUCGAUUACGGUGCAGCAGAUCGACUCUAGCAAUACAUCGUCAACGAAACAGAAGCGAGGUAUUGAUGACACACGCGACGACGACGAUAUGGAUAUGAGUGGCGGAAUGGAUGCAUCAGAUGCACUUCGCUUCAGUGGUCGCGAGAUUACUCCAUUUCAGGACCGCUAG